AUGGCGGCGAUGAAGCACUUGCUCCGGUACGUGGCUGGCACGAUUGACUACGGCUUGGCGUACACCAGCAACGCCGAGCUCAACCUCGUCGGCUACAACGACAGUGACAUGGCCGGCGAUGUCGACGACCGGAAGAGUUCGAGCGGCAUCCUCUACUUCCUAGACGGCAACCCGGUAGCGUGGCAGUCGCAGAAGCAGCGCGUGGUGGCAUUGUCUUCGUGCGAAGCAGAGUAUAUCGCCGGGGCAGCAGCAGCUUGCCAGGGUGUCUGGCUCCGGCGGCUGCUGCAGGACGUGGUGGGCGCCGGCGUGUCUCCACCUCAACUCAAGAUGGACAACCAGUCCGCGAUCGCCCUCAGCAAGAAUCCGCAAGGAAAACAGAAAACGCGGUGGUUUUUUUGGCCGCACCAAAAUCCAGUCUCGUGUGUGUGUGCGCUUCUGCGUGUUUUGCCAGUUCGCGGCUUCGUCUUCCUCGACUCCGGCGACCGGCCCAACCCCGGCGAGGGUUGGAACAUCGAGGGGUUCUGGAGGACUUCCUGCUACCACCUAGAGGAGGAUGCUCCCAAGAAAAAGAAUGAAGACAAAGAGAUUGAAAGAUUUUCUGAUAGGAAACGCAAGACACAUAACAAACGUGAAGCUGUUGCAUCAUAUCUCAAACUAACACCUUCAAAUUUCCCUGCUGAACUAGUACAAGGUUCUAGAAGGGGGCAAGUAAGCAACAAGAAACUCCGCUGGGAUAAAGAUUCAGAUGAGCAUGCUUUUGAAGUGUUUGAGAAGCUUGAAGAGAAACACAAGGAAGGUGAUUUCGGUGAAAGAAAGGUGGCCGAUUCAAAAUAAACCAAAAGAUGCACAGAGUUGGAAUCGGCCGAUGGAGCUCGUCCGAUGGACCAGAGGAAUAUUCUGCGAAGAUGCUGAUCCGCCAGCUCUGGUGCUCGGCCGAUGGGAAGUUGCCGAUGAA
Messenger RNA from Panicum virgatum (switchgrass), 955 nucleotides. RefSeq lists its product as uncharacterized. The record is from RefSeq and is a predicted model, not a curated record. The transcript is spliced from 6 exons. Lineage: Eukaryota; Viridiplantae; Streptophyta; Magnoliopsida; Poales; Poaceae. The coding region runs from base 1 to 834 and encodes 277 amino acids.